GGGCGGCGGGACCCCCAGCCCAAAAAGCCCAGGGGGAGGAGCGGCGCGGCGGCCGUGCGCGAGGGCGGCCAAGUUGGGCUCCGGCGCGCGCGGCUUCGCGUCCUGCGUCUGGGAGGAGGAGGGGGACGGUCCCCUCCCAAGCUGGGCUCGACCCUCGGAGCCGCCGAAGACCUCAGGGGGUGACUUUGUCGCCCCCUCUCCUGGACGCCGCGCGUCCGGGGCGCACCGGAACCGGGCAGCUCAGCCACGCCAUGCUGGAGGGCGACAUCGACCUCGAGGGGCUGUCCCCCAAGGAAGCCCCUGCAGCCCAGGCCGCCGCGGCCGUGGAUGCGGAGGGCGCGCCGCCCCGCCGGCCCGGCGCCCAGGCGGCCGCGAUGAGGGUCAACGAGAAGUACUCGACGCUCCCGGCGGAGGACCGCAGCGUCCACAUCAUCAACAUCUGCGCCAUCGAGGACAUCGGCUACCUGCCGUCCGAGGGCACGCUACUGAACUCGCUUUCUGUGGACCCCGACGCCGAGUGCAAACACGGCCUCUACUUCCGGGACGGCAGGCGCAAGGUGGACUACGUCCUGGUGUACCAUCCCAAGAGGCCCUCGGGCGGCAGGACCCUGGCCAGGAGGGUGCAGCACGGCGAUGUCACCCCGGCCGCCCGCGGCGCCCGCCAGGACCAGCCCCUGCCCGGCAAGGGGAGCGUGGGGGCGGCAGGGGGCCCCGAGCCCCCGAUGGACUACCACGAGGACGACAAGCGAUUCCGCAGGGAGGAGUACGAGGGGAACCUCCUGGAGGCCGGCCUGGAGUUGGAGCGAGACGAGGACACCAAGAUUCACGGGGUCGGAUUCGUAAAGAUCCACGCGCCCUGGAACGUGCUGUGCAGGGAGGCCGAGUUCCUGAAGCUGAAGAUGCCCACAAAGAAGCUCUACCACAUUAACGAGCCCCGGGGCCUCCUGAAGAAGAUCAGCUCCGUGCUCCAGAAAAUCACGGACCCCAUCCAGCCCAAGGUGGCCGAGCACAGACCCCAGACCACAAAGAGACUCUCCUACCCCUUCUCCCGGGAGAAGCAGCACCUAUUUGACCUGUCUGACAAGGAUUCCUUUUUCGACAGCAAAACCCGGAGCACGAUAGUCUAUGAGAUCCUGAAGAGAACAACGUGUACCAAGGCCAAGUACAGCAUGGGGCAAGGAGAGGGAAGAAAGAAGGACUCUGCCCUUUUAAAUAAAAGGCGAAAAUGUAGUAAAUAUGGUAUCACGAGCCUGCUGGCCAACGGCGUUUACUCGGCUGCCUACCCCCUGCACGACGGAGACUAUGAAGGUGAAAACGUGGAUUUCAACGACAGAAAACUCCUGUACCAAGAGUGGGCGAGCUACGGGGUCUUCUAUAAAUACCAGCCCAUCGACCUGGUCAGGAAGUACUUCGGGGAGAAGAUCGGCCUGUACUUCGCCUGGCUGGGUGUCUACACCCAGAUGCUCAUCCCGGCCUCCGUGGUCGGCAUCAUCGUCUUCCUGUACGGAUGUGCCACUGUCGACGAGAACAUCCCCAGCAUGGAGAUGUGUGACCACAGACAGAACAUCACCAUGUGCCCGCUGUGCGAUAAGACCUGCAGCUACUGGAAGAUGAGCUCGGCAUGCGCCACCGCCCGGGCCAGCCACCUCUUCGACAACCCCGCCACCGUCUUCUUCUCCGUCUUCAUGGCCCUCUGGGCCGCCACCUUCAUGGAGCACUGGAAGCGGAAACAGAUGCGGCUCCGGUACCACUGGGACCUCACGGGCUUCGAGGAGGAGGAGGAGGCUGUCAAGGACCAUCCCAGAGCUGAAUACGAAGCCAGAGUUUUGGAAAAGUCGCUUAGGAAAGAAUCCAAAAACAAAGAGAAGCGCCGGUGUAUUCCAGAGGAGUCAACAAACAAAUGGAGGCAGAGGGUUAAGACCGCCAUGGCAGGGGUGAAAUUGACGGAUAAGGUGAAGCUGACCUGGAGAGACCGGUUCCCAGCCUACUUCACCAACUUGGUGUCCAUUGUCUUCAUGAUCGCGGUGACCUUUGCCAUCGUCCUGGGAGUCAUCAUCUACAGGAUCUCCACGGCCGCCGCCUUGGCCAUGAACUCCUCCCCAUCCGUGCGGUCCAACAUCCGGGUCACGGUCACAGCCACCGCGGUCAUCAUCAACCUGGUGGUCAUCAUCCUUCUGGACGAGGUCUACGGCUGCAUAGCCCGCUGGCUCACCAAGAUUGAGGUUCCAAAGACAGAGAAGAGUUUUGAGGACAGGCUGAUCUUCAAGGCUUUCCUGCUGAAGUUCGUGAAUUCCUACACCCCCAUCUUCUACGUGGCUUUCUUCAAGGGCAGGUUCGUCGGGCGUCCGGGAGACUACGUGUACAUUUUCCGUUCUUUCCGGAUGGAAGAGUGUGCUCCGGGGGGCUGCCUGAUGGAGCUCUGUAUCCAGCUCAGCAUUAUCAUGCUGGGCAAACAGCUCAUCCAGAACAAUCUGUUUGAGAUCGGCAUCCCGAAAAUGAAGAAGUUCAUCCGGUACCUGCGGCUGAGACGCCAGAGUCCCCCCGACCAUGACCUGUACGUGAAGCGGAGGCAGCGCUACGAGGAGGACUACACACUGGAGCCCUUCGCGGGCCUCACGCCCGAGUAUAUGGAGAUGAUCAUCCAGUUUGGUUUCGUCACCUUAUUCGUGGCAUCCUUCCCCCUGGCCCCGCUGUUCGCACUGCUGAAUAAUAUCAUCGAGAUCCGCCUGGACGCCAAAAAGUUCGUCACUGAGCUGCGAAGGCCGGUGGCUGUCAGAGCCAAAGACAUUGGAAUCUGGUACAAUAUUCUCAGAGGUGUUGGGAAACUGGCUGUCAUCAUCAAUGCAUUCGUCAUCUCCUUCACGUCCGACUUCAUCCCUCGUCUGGUGUACCUCUACAUGUACAGCGAGAAUGGGACCAUGCACGGCUUCGUCAACCACACCCUCUCCUCCUUCAACGUCAGUGACUUCCAGAACGGCACGGCCCCCAAUGACCCCCUGGACCUGGGCUACGAGGUACAGAUCUGCAGGUACAAAGAUUACCGGGAGCCCCCAUGGUCAGAGCACAAGUACGACAUCUCCAAGGACUUCUGGGCCGUGCUGGCGGCCCGGCUGGCUUUCGUCAUUGUCUUCCAGAACCUGGUCAUGUUCAUGAGCGACUUCGUGGACUGGGUCAUCCCAGACAUCCCCAAGGACAUCAGCCAGCAGGUGCACAAGGAGAAGGUGCUGAUGGUGGAGCUGUUCAUGCGGGAGGAGCAGGGCAAGCAGCAGCUGCUCGACACCUGGAUGGAGAAGGACCGGAAGAAGGACGAGCCGUGCAACAACCACGGCCCCAAAGCCUGCCUGGACAGCCCCGAGUACCCUGGGGGUGCCCUGUAGCUGCCCCUGGCCUCCCGGCCACUGGGCACCCUCCCCCAGCCGGUGGAAGACCACCUUCCGAUAGGACAACAUUCUUCUGUCAUUUUCCUGUUUCUCUUCUCCUCGUUUUGCACAAAACCAUAUGCAGGGAAUUUUUUUAUCUUUAGUAUUCAAGUUUAAUCAAAAUGAUCGCUGGGGAUAGGGUGAGAACGCGCGGGAAUACGGUCGCUUUGCAGAAACAAUCCUUGGGAACCUUGGGUCUCCUUUGCCGUGGAAGGUGAGCAGAGGCCUCCAGAAAGCAUCUUUUCUAAUCUGCCCGAUGCCUUUAGAGAGAGUCGAGAUGGUGUUGCAAAGCAUUGGAGAAACAUCGUGCAGUCUUAGAGGGAGAACGGAACAACGAAGUUGACACCAGUUCCAGAAGGCUCACCUACCGCCAGGUCGGAGAAGUCAGCUGGCUUUUCAUCUUCUGUUUUCCAUUAGUUCAGAAACUGAGAGACCCUCUGGCCAGAAGGAGAGGGCCUGUGAGCUCAGAAUUUACUGUUGGAGAACCUUGGGGCAGCAGGUGUCCCUCGGGACAGUGGGUAGCCCGCACCGUCAGGGUCCCCACUGUCAGCCCCACACCUGCCCCUCCACCAUGAGCCAGCCUCAGAACUGUCCAUCUGCUUGGUGGGACAGAAAAAAAGAAGAAGAAAGAAAAGCAGGUGGGCAGAAAAUGAGCAGAGAGAGAGAGGACCCCAGAGGCAUUUCUAAAGACGGCUUCAGGUUCCACGAAAUCUUAAGGCAUCGGGAAAACAGUCACAGCUUUAGAAUAUUUAUUGGGAUUUUUUU
Messenger RNA from Lutra lutra (Eurasian river otter), 4184 nucleotides. It is a transcript of the gene ANO1, whose product is annotated as anoctamin 1. NCBI's taxonomy places the organism in Eukaryota, Metazoa, Chordata, Mammalia, Carnivora, Mustelidae. The transcript is spliced from 28 exons. The coding region runs from base 252 to 3377 and encodes 1041 amino acids. Gene Ontology annotation, cellular component: plasma membrane. Gene Ontology annotation, molecular function: protein dimerization activity; chloride channel activity. Gene Ontology annotation, biological process: chloride transmembrane transport. The record is from RefSeq and is a predicted model, not a curated record.